Bipolaris maydis ATCC 48331 is the source of this 1318-nucleotide messenger RNA. RefSeq names its product thioredoxin-like protein. Gene Ontology annotation, biological process: cellular response to oxidative stress. Lineage: Eukaryota; Fungi; Ascomycota; Dothideomycetes; Pleosporales; Pleosporaceae. Gene Ontology annotation, molecular function: glutathione disulfide oxidoreductase activity. Gene Ontology annotation, cellular component: cytoplasm; Golgi lumen; cis-Golgi network. The record is from RefSeq and is a predicted model, not a curated record.
GCUGCCAUCGCGCCCUCGCAACUCCACACGCUUAGAUACGGCCGUGGCCCACAGCGCAUUCAACGCGUGCUUCUUUUUUUUCCUCGCACACACACAAACACACACAAUUGCACCCCGAUCCGAUACUUCUGCCUAUUGUUGUCCUUGUUAGCUCAGCACGCAUCUGGCCCCUCCCCAUUGGCUAUUGCGGCGCCCAGCACCACCACCUCAGGCAUCACACAUCCAUCCUGACAAUCAUAUCACACGCCCACACUGGCCCACCUACCAGAUCCAACACAACCCCAGGCCAUUGGUGUUCGAUAGUCUCCGCAUCGCAUAGCAAUCGCACCACUUCACCCAUCCCACGGCGCACCACAAACACCACGCGACCCGGACGAGUAACGUCAUCGACGCCGCCAUGCCGUCACAGCGUCGCAUGAGGCUGUCUGUCAUCCUCAUCAUCGUCACAAUCACAGUGCUCUUCUACAUGUCAAGAGGAGCCCGCCAGACAACAUCGUCCGACUUCUUCACAAAGACGCAGCAGGCGCUGCAGGAGAAGGAGUAUGCAGAAGCCGUCAAACAGCGCGAUGCAGAGAGUGUUGGCUCGCGCCUCAAGGCUGCCGAGGACCAGGCCAAGAAGCAUGCCGAUGACAAGUACGCCAAAGUGAAAGCCGGCGUCGAAGGCCCAGACAAGAAGGGUGUAGCAGGCCGCGUCAAGAUGGAUGGCGACAGAGUACCGGGCGUUGCUCAACAAGGCGGCAGGCCUCGCGAUCAGGCUGCCAUGAUGGAGCAUGAGACCCCCGAGGACCAUGAAGUCGAGAUGGAGCUCAAUGCGAUCCUGAAAAAGAGUCCGAUGAUCAUCUUUUCAAAGUCUUACUGUCCCCACUCGAAGAAGGCAAAGCACAUUCUGCUUGAGAAAUACAACAUUGUUCCUAAGCCCUAUGUUGUCGAGCUGGACCUCAACCCCAUGGGCGAGAAACUACAAGCCUUCCUACACAAAUCCACUGGCCGCAGAACUGUUCCCAACGUACUGCUCAUGGGCAAGAGUAUUGGAGGCGGCGACGAAAUGCAGGAGCUUGACGAGACUGAUGCUCUUGUAACAAAGGUCCGGGAGAUGGGCGGCAGCCGUAUCACCGAGGUCGAGCAUCGUGGCGCCCGUCCACAGGCAAAGCGCCAACGGAGGGCAGCGUAAACCCUACUGUGCUUGCUUUGUAGUCUAUUUUGUCAUGUAUCUAUCAACCGUAUGUUUUGGUGGCUUCUUCCAGCGUCAGAGCGCUGCAUGAUGAACAUCAGGGUGGACGUGGAAUGGUUUGUAUACCCCUAUGCAUCUCGAUUGGCG